AAGUGUGUAACUGAAGAGUUUAUUACACAGGCACUUUCUCCUUUUAAGUUCAGACUGCCAGAGAGGCUUCAAGCAGUAUGUGUCUCUUCUAACUACAUUUACUGUCUACCAGGCAGCCUUCCUGAUCCCAAACUACUCUGAGAGAUGGGCUGCUAUCCCACCGUUGUGUUUCUGUACUGUUUCUGUGGGCUUGUUGCUGUUUGGGCACAGCCGACGGAAGAAUCAGUCGUAGAAGUGCCAGGCGACUGUAGAGAGGAGAUGUACCCCUGUACUAGGAUGUACUCUGUCCAUCAGCCUACGAAGACAUGCCUCCAUUCCAUGUGUAUUUAUAGUCUUCGUCGAGUUUACGUCAUCAACAAAGAGCUCUGUGUGAAGACUGUGUGUCCACAGGAGGAGCUACUGAAAGCGGAACUAUGCCGAGAGAAAUCAGGCUGGCCCAAACGACUUCAGAGGUCAACAAAAAAUAAAUAUUGGCUUCGCAGUAAAACCGAAACAGGGGAAACUCGGACAAAUGCAGGGACUGACUGAACAAAACUGAAUAAAAAGUACAGGUUAGAAAGAUGAUCAACGCAUUUAACCAAGCACUAUAUGUUAUGUUGUACUUUGUGUUCAUCUUUGAGGGCCAGUGUGCUUUUUCAUAAACUCUAUCUUAUAUUUUCUUUUCUUUAUUACUGCAAGAUAAUUUCUCACUGCAAGUUGAAGGACGUACGGUGAGGUCCAAAAGCCUGAGACCUUUUAGAAUCUUGAAAAAUUCUGAAUAAUAUUUAAUCAUCAAGAUUCAGCUAGAUUUCUAGGUCCCGAUUUUAACAUAAGCAAAUGUGUGAUAUUGAUGAUAUUAACUACUUUGUACAAAAGGUCAGAUUUUCCUCAUGUCUGAUUUCUUCUACUGAAGCAUGUGUUCAGACGAGUCUUAAAACACAGACCUGAUCUAAAAUGGAGUGUUAUAAAGUUUAGGGAGUUCAUGUCAGCUUGAGUUUACACUGUCAUUAAAGUAAAAAAAAAAGAAAAAAAAAAA
Molecule: messenger RNA, 1015 nt
Organism: Hemibagrus wyckioides
Lineage: Eukaryota; Metazoa; Chordata; Actinopteri; Siluriformes; Bagridae
Gene: mfap5
Product: microfibril associated protein 5
Exons: 7
Coding region: 145-528 (127 amino acids)
Biological process (GO): embryonic eye morphogenesis
Cellular component (GO): microfibril
Source: RefSeq, a predicted model, not a curated record